Messenger RNA from Biomphalaria glabrata, 1053 nucleotides. RefSeq names its product FMRFamide receptor-like. The transcript has a single exon. NCBI's taxonomy places the organism in Eukaryota, Metazoa, Mollusca, Gastropoda, Planorbidae. Bases 1 to 1053 code for a protein of 350 amino acids. Gene Ontology annotation, biological process: G protein-coupled receptor signaling pathway. Gene Ontology annotation, molecular function: G protein-coupled receptor activity. Gene Ontology annotation, cellular component: membrane. The record is from RefSeq and is a predicted model, not a curated record.
AUGUCAUCUCAAACAGUAGCUUAUGAUUUUAACAAGACAGUAGCUCUGGAGAAUGGCAUUGAUGGGGUUGGAAGUGCGGAUCCCAUCUCAGACGACAUUUUGAGGAUCACUAUGUUUGUGAACUAUGGCAUCAUUGGUGGAAUCAUCAGCAUCACGGGAGUGGUCCUCAACUCCAUCAACAUCGCCGUUUUCAUCAGCCAGGGCUUUCACGACACCAUCAACAUCACUCUCUUGGCGCUGUCCGUCGCUGACCUCGGGAGCCUGGUGACCCUGGUCUGGAUGAGCCUGUGCUACAACCCGCUGGUUGUCGGCGCCUUGCCGGAGAUUAAUUUCAUCGAGGUGCAGCAUAUUACGGCUGGCUGGCCGCACGUGUGUUUCACGCGCAUCUCGAGCUGGUUGAUGGCAUUCAUCACGGUGGAGCGCUACUUGUGCAUCGCUUUGCCGCUCAAGGUCAAGGCCUUGCUGACACGUGGGAGAACCACGUGCGUUGUAUUUGGGAUUUUCUUUGUUGUCAUAGCGACAGUAGUACCCGUAUACGUAGCAAUCCACAUCACGUCUCACACUUCCGGAAUAAAUAGCGCCAAACAGUACGGCAUAGAAUAUAUCCCAGGAGGCCCUGAACUAGAAAAUGUCUCCGUUUUCUGCAACAGCCUGCACCAAAUAUCCACUUUCGUUAUCGUUAUAAUCUGCACUUCCGGUCUCGUGUCCAAAGUAACAGAGAAGUCAAAAUGGCGGAACGCUACGUCUUCCGCCUCCAAAUUAGAGUCAGUCAGUGCCCGUGAUAGGAAAGUGGUAAAGCUGGUUAUCAUAAUAGCCGUUCUAUUUAUUGUCACUUUCACCCCUGUUGUCAUCCAUCUACUGGUUAUGUUCUGCGAACACGAAUUUACAGUUGGUCGAAAAUACCAAAAUCUGUUUCUCUUUUGCGGCACUUUUAUUUUUAAUCUAGAGGCUAUUAAUGCUGCGUGUAGUUUUUUUGUUUAUAUCAAAAUGAGCAGUAAAUUUAGACAAGUUCUUAUGGCCAGGUUUUUUCACGUUAAGCAAACCAAAGAUUAA